Messenger RNA from Podarcis raffonei (Aeolian wall lizard), 1401 nucleotides. RefSeq lists its product as uncharacterized. Lineage: Eukaryota; Metazoa; Chordata; Lepidosauria; Squamata; Lacertidae. The record is from RefSeq and is a predicted model, not a curated record. The coding region runs from base 643 to 1401 and encodes 252 amino acids. The transcript is spliced from 9 exons.
GGUGGUAACCUGAGUGUCCUGUCACCUGGCUGGUUCCCCCUUUCCCCCUCCCCAUGAGUACUUUCCAGGUGACAGAGGGGGGUUUGCAGUUUCCUGCCCCCAGAGGGAAGAGCUGAUCAUUGUCCUUUGUUCCAGUCCGUGUUGAAUCCACUCCCAUAUGCAGGUUCUUUGUGAUCUUGAUGGUCUUCUGUCUAGGACCAUCAGGGAUGGCAUAGCAACUGGGCAGGGCUCCUGUGUAUGUGCUGGUAUGCUCAAGGGAUUAUGGCUGCCCUGUAUCAAACCUUCCCCAUUUUGUAGUCCUUCCUUCAUAGAGUAAAAUAAAAGUGGAACAGUGCAAAUCCGAUGUAUGGUUGAUUUUCUAUGGAUUUAUAACAGAAGCGUAGCGUAUGUAGUGUGUGAGUGUGAGUGUGUGAGUGUGAAGUUUGUACAAACUGAAUGAUUGGGGGGGGGUCCUGCGACAGUCCUAAGAAGACAAGGCAGAGCAGCCCUUUAACAGCUGGCAAUGCUUGUCCUUCCUUUGGGUCGGAGCUCUUGAACCCAUAGCACUUGGGGCCUCCUUUCUCUCUCUGCCAGCCAUUUGUGCUCUGGGCUGCCUCUUUCCAGCUCUGCCGAUGCCCUUUCAGGUCGCAGAACUGCAGAGAGAUGGCAGGAAUUUGGCCAGACGCCCCUCCUCUCUCACACACACACAAAUUGGGGCUGCCAGCUUCUGAGUCGCUCCCUCUGCUCGUCUCUUCUAGGUUCAGGCGCUUAAGGCGGCUGAUCAGCUGCAAGAAGGUGGCCCCCCUAGAAGGCCUGGAGCAGCCCGUGGUGUCGGAUGUGCUGGGAAUCCACAUCCCUUCCGUUGCGCUGCUUGACAAAGAUCAGUUUUAUCUCCUGGGGGUCAUCCAGGACUGCCAGGCAGCUCGGCUCAGGGGGCUCCGAACCCUGAAGUACUCCAAGGAGGAGACUGCCAAAGCCAUUCUGAACAUCCUUGGCCACUUGGAGUACUUCAGGGAUCGCCCCCUGAGCCUGGCCCUGGCCUUCGAGGCCCUCUUGCAAUUGAGUUUUAUGAGACCCCACUUCAGUCUCUCUAUGGUGAGUUCAAUCCUCCAUAGAACAACAGAGGCAGUUCUGGGGAGCGCAGAGGAGGACAAAGAGGAACUGAAGAGGCCAUUCCAAAGCCUGCUGGGGGGUCUCCUCCUAGAAGCCCCCAAUACUAGCACCCUUCUCCAGUUGCUUACUGACCUCCGAUAUUAUGCCCUUUUGGGGAGUGAAGACCAAAGGAAAUUAGCGGCCAGCAGUAUAUCCCUGCUGCUGGCCCUUUCACGAAGAUUCCCAAACCUAAGAAACACAGUAAUUCGGCCGGAGCUGGCGUGCUUCAGGAACCUUAAAGAAGAUGACAUCAUCAUUGAGGAGCUGUGA